UCAGUCGAUGAGCAGAUAAAUGACGAACGAGAUAAAUAAUUUGUGCAUUUAAAGUGUGUUCCGCUAUACGAAUUGUAACUCUUAAUCACAGCGUGCUCGAGACGUACCAGUCGAUUGUUUUGAACAUGGAUUCCGAUUGCGAAUUACAAGCCUCGGACACACUUCGCUGUGAGUCGGAAUCAGAUCCAGAAGAAAACCAUUCUGAUGCAAUGAAUGUAAGGAGUCCAAGUGCAAAUCCAAACGACCCUACAGUGAUAGACAGUGUGAAUGGAAAUUCGAGAGAUCCUGGAGAAUACAAAAGAAAACAAGAGAAUGUACCGCAUUUGUCAAAGUGGAAAAACAAAGAGUCUGAAACUCAGAUUGAAAAAGAUGAUGCACAAUGUGGGGUUAAACCAGACAGCGUAGUUCAUCUGCGCUGGAAAACAAACAUAUCCAAUAUUAUCGAUAGUGAUUCAGACGAUGAUCCCAUUUCAUCCAAAUCUACAGAAGAUCAGUAUAGUUUAUCUGAUCCCACUAAAACGAAGAUACGACAUCUAAAAAAAAUACAUGACGAAGAAUCAGAUUCUGAUGCAGAGGUUAAUAGUAAGAAAAAAGAUAAAUCCAGAAAAAAAUCAAGUAAAAUGAGGAGUAAGGAAAGGAAAAGACGUAAUGUCGAUUUCGAUUCUGAUAAGGGUGAAGCCAUGUCAAACAGUGAAUCUUCCGGUCCGGUAGUUCAUAAGGGCAGAACCAAAAAAAUCAUUAAGAAAAAAAUUAUUUUCUCUAAAACAGAAACAGCACAAGACAUACUUGCAAACCUGAACUUGUUCUUCAGCGAUGAAGACAGUAAACAACCGCAUAGUUUUGAAAAACAAGCAACAUCGUCAUCGUCUUCUGAUGAGGAGUCACGAGAGGCAAGUUCAUCCAAGGUGAAGGGAAACAAAAAGAUGACUAACCACGAAGCAAUGGAAGAAAAGCGUAUAAUUCAAAGUGAAUCGCAAAGAAUGAAACGAGAAAUGACAAUUGAUGUUCCAUACCAUCGAGCGCGAGCUCGCACGUUUGAAGAAUUCCUUGCGCGAAAAGCUAUAUGCAAAGCUGAUACACCGAAUAACUGCAUACCGAAAACAAAAUUGCGAGAUAUGUCGAUGAAAAUGACGUCAGAGCAACUGGCAACGUUUGCACGGCACUUGAAGGAGCGAGAGGAGGAAUCUAAAAAAUUUUAUCAGCCGGAAAUAUCGGAUGAGGAAUCAGAACAAAGCCGGAUUCCGAAUCAAAUACUUAAAUCAAUCGAUCUUCCACAAUUGGAUGCAACGAUUGAAGGGGCAGCCAGUGAAGAUAAAAUAGUGCCAAGCUCUGCCGAAGAACGAUUGCAACAGUCGACUAUUGAUGCGAAUCCUUUGAACAUACAAACAAAUGAGGUAUUGGUCGACGCAGUCACAGAAGUAGAAACCAAUGCCGAUGAAAUUGGUGAUAAAAUACCGGGAGUCAGCAAACAGACACAGAACGACACAGAAAAUCAAGUGCAAACUCAAAAAGGUACAGAAAUAUGUGGACAAAAGAAAAAAUCUGAAGUGGACUACGACGUUAUUUUGGAUAAACCAAAAACUACGACAGCUACCACUCAAAAGAAUCGAUUGUUAGCAACGCUCGAAAUAACAUCUCAUCCUCACUUAAGAAAUCCAGGAAUGGCAAUAGAACUUGACGGUGAUGACUCACAGCCCAAACCUCUUUCCGGCAUAGAAAUUCUUUUUGAAAGGCUGGCCAAAUGUGGAGGUGGAAAGCAAAACGUAACUUCUACAGCACAGGUUGUGAGCAUCUUAAGCUCUGACGGUGGCGAUUUGAAACUCAACAAUGUGUCAUUGCUUACAAAUGAUGAACAGCAAAUUAGUGCUAAAGAUUCGAUCAUACCCGGUGCAGCAAUGUUGAAAGUGCAACAAAUUUUGAAGGAAAAAAUAGAUACUGGUCGGCGUGAGGCAAUGAAAAAACGCGAAGAAGAGUGUCCCAAAACCCUUGAUGAUGAAAACAUGGAAAACAGCGAAGGAGAACAAGAAGAAGAGCUUUCAGACGAUUUUGAAUCGGAAACGUCGGAAGAUGAAGAUGAAGAUGGAGGAUAUAAUGUUGCUGGCCAACAUACAAGUAACGUAAAUCAUGAAGCAAUAAACGACGAUGAAGAGUAUUCGUCAUCAAAUUCUAAUUCUGAAGAGAGUGAAGACAAAUGUGAAGAAAUGAUUGCAUUGCGAAACACCGUAAAAAAGAAUCGAAUUGUUGCUUUCCAAGAUUCUGAGGACGAAGUCGAUGUUCCAACGUUGAAGCCGUGUGAGAAGGCACAAGUUUUUGACCAAACAAACAAGACUCCUACAAAUGAAACUGCAUUAGAAACAGAAUUUAACAAACCCUUUGAGGAACAAGACGACAACUUGAUACUGCAUUGGAAAGAUGACGAAGAAGAAAGUAAUGGAGAUAAUGUAUCAGAAGAUGACCUAAUGGCCUUAUGUUCGGGUGGAUUUACCACGCAGGCAGGUCCAGAUGACCAAUCUUUAUCCAAUGUAUGUUUGGUAUCUACCACGCAGAAACAGUUUCCUGAAAAUCAAAAUAAAAAAAGCCUGCAACAAGCUUCCCAGGUAAUUUACACCCAAGCUGAUCAACUUGUUGGAGAAUCACAACUAAUGGAAAUGUGUUCUGGAAGUUUUGAAACACAAAAAAGCAUGCAAAUCCAGGAAAAUACAGUUGAAUCAAGCAAAAUAGCAGAUGCUGCUAAAAAGGACACGUACUAUAUUUCGGAUAGAAAAAUGCGACUUGAAUCUUCAGCUGAAUCAGACAACAGUGAUAGCGAUUGCGUAAAAAAAGUAAGAAAACGUCGUAAGAGAAAACACUUGCACAUAUCGGAUGAUGAUGAAGAAGAAACCGAAAAAGAACAAGCAGAUGAGCCUGAGACAACAGAUGAAAAAAAGAUAAACGAGAAAAAAUCUUCACCCAAAAUCGCAAACACGGCAAUUAAUACUUAUUUUGACUACGAUUCAGAAGAAAAUGAAAUAGAAGUUACACUGCCAAAGAAGGGUGAAAAACAAAUGGUGAAAAACUUCUUAGAAAUUGAAGCCGAGCUGUCCGAAUCCGAGUGGGGAAGUGCAGACGAAGAUGAAAAGGGACUCGAUCAGUACGAUAUUGAGAUGGGCGAUGAAGAUGAGUACGAUCAGAACCAGUUGCAGCAGGAGUUGGAAAAACUACACCAUCGGCAAAUGCUUGACCGAGAUCAUAGAGAAGUGGAAAAACUGAAAGAAAUUUACAUGGAAGAUGAAGAAAACGAAGCUGUCUGGGUAAGACAAUUUAGAUGGAAAAAUGCAGAAAAUACCAUUAAUUUGGAUUAUGAUAAAAAGACGCAUGAGAAUGAAAAUGAAGAAGAAAAUGAAGAGGCUAAAGACGAAGAAACUGAACUGAUAUGGCGGAAAAUGAGACAUGAGCGGGACAAAAUGCUUAAGGAGAAGAAUCUAGACGAAACCGAAACCGAUUUUCCCGCUGCUACGUUGUUGAACACUACCGAUACAACAAAUGUAAUUGGCGAGCGAGAAAAUAAUCAAUCCGUGUUGAUUGCAAGCACGGUUGGGAAGAAACGAUUGACUAUUGUCAAAAAACAGUCCACAACCCCUAGUUCUACAAAAGAAGAAAAACCUUUCCUGAUCUCCAGUUCCAGUAUCGCACAGGGCAGCAAAGCAUCAUUUUUAACUCGUGAUGAAAAAAUGCUGAAUAAGCUUGCCGAUUUGAUCAAAGCAAAUCCAGAGAACGAGAGUAGCAACACUGUAGUUCCCGCUAAGAGUAGAAAUUUCGUUUUCGCUGCUCUAAGUCCAGCGAUUGAGAAGACUGCAAAACGUGUGCUUGAUUCGAAAGAAGCCGAGGAAUCGAAUGACGCAAAGAAAGCAAAAACGUCGAGUAACAAACCAGAUGCCAAACAAAGUUUAUUUCUCGAUUCUUUAAUGUAAAUUUCAGAAAUGUAUUUGGGAAUUUCCGCGUAAAUAUGUCAAACGAUUGGGAUAAUCAAAACGAGCUAUAAAAG
Molecule: messenger RNA, 4024 nt
Organism: Anopheles bellator
Lineage: Eukaryota; Metazoa; Arthropoda; Insecta; Diptera; Culicidae
Product: claspin
Exons: 6
Coding region: 126-3950 (1274 amino acids)
Biological process (GO): activation of protein kinase activity; mitotic DNA replication checkpoint signaling; mitotic G2 DNA damage checkpoint signaling
Molecular function (GO): anaphase-promoting complex binding
Source: RefSeq, a predicted model, not a curated record